Zalophus californianus (California sea lion) is the source of this 3488-nucleotide messenger RNA. RefSeq names its product activity regulated cytoskeleton associated protein (gene ARC). The transcript has 3 exons. Gene Ontology annotation, biological process: modulation of chemical synaptic transmission; positive regulation of AMPA receptor activity. Gene Ontology annotation, molecular function: mRNA binding. Bases 446 to 1894 code for a protein of 482 amino acids. The record is from RefSeq and is a predicted model, not a curated record. Lineage: Eukaryota; Metazoa; Chordata; Mammalia; Carnivora; Otariidae.
GUGGCUGGACAUCCGGCCACGCCGGACCAGGCAGGGGCGGGGGCGGGGGCAGGGGCAGUGAGGCCCUGAGAGAGCAGAGUCCAGCACCACCCCGCCCCCUAGUACGGACGGAGAGGAGGGGGCCCACCCGGAGACCCUGGGGGAGGUAGGGGCUUCUUCCUCCUAACCUUUGGGUGGGUGGCGGCAGCUCACUACCCGCUCCAGGCCCCCGCGGGCUCACACCUGCGCCGCCCCGCCGGUCGCGGGCAGGAGGGGGGUCGCUGGGUCCCGGCACCUUCCCUCGCCCCGCAGGCUGAAUGAGCCGGGGAGGGGGCGUCGGGAGCCCGCAGGCGGAUUAGUCACCCGGGCCGCUGGCGCGUGCAGGGGGUGGGUCCUCCCCGGGCGCCGGGCGCGCGGGCGGGCGCGGGGGGCGGGGCGCGCGGGGCGGAGAGCCCGGCCGGGACCAAUGGGAGCGGGGGCUCGGCGAGGGGGCCGCCCACGGCCGCGCGGCCGCAUAAAGAGCCGGCGGCGGCUGCAGGGCGCAGAGCUCGGCGCCGCGGCUCUCUGCUCCUCCCCGCUGCGCCGCACUCUUCCGCGCUCUCUCGCCGCCGCUGCCGCCGCUGGACCGAAGGGACCGUCCUGGCUCCACGGCACAGCCGGUCCACGAGGACUUUGCAGCCUGCCGCCCCUCGCCAGUCCGGUCGCCGCGGCCACCUGCGCACCGAUGGAGCUCGACCACAUGACGAGCGGCGGCCUCCACGCCUACCCCGGGCCGCGGGGCGGGCCAGCGGCCAAGCCCAACGUGAUCCUGCAGAUCGGUAAGUGCCGGGCCGAGAUGCUGGAGCACGUGCGGAGGACCCACCGACACCUGCUCACCGAGGUGUCCAAGCAGGUGGAGCGGGAGCUGAAGGGGCUGCACAGGUCGGUGGGGAAGCUGGAGAGCAACCUGGACGGCUACGUGCCCACCGGCGACUCGCAGCGCUGGAAGAAGUCCAUCAAGGCCUGCUUGUGUCGCUGCCAGGAGACCAUCGCCAACCUGGAGCGCUGGGUCAAGCGGGAGAUGCAUGUGUGGCGGGAGGUCUUCUACCGGCUGGAGAAGUGGGCCGACCGCCUGGAGUCCAUGGGCGGCAAGUACCCGGUGGGCAACGAUCCGGCCCGCCACACCGUCUCCGUGGGCGUCGGGGGUCCGGAGGGCUACUGCCAGGAGGCGGAUGCCUACGACUACACCGUCAGCCCCUACGCCAUCACCCCGCCUCCUGCCAGCGGCGAGCUGCCCGGGCAGGAGCCCGUGGACGCCCAGCAGUACCCGCCCUGGGGGGCCGGGGAGGACGGGCAGCCCAGUCCCGGUGUGGACACGCAGAUCUUCGAGGAUCCGAGGGAGUUCCUCAGCCACCUGGAGGAGUACCUGCGACAGGUGGGCGGCUCCGAGGAGUACUGGCUGUCGCAAAUCCAGAACCACAUGAACGGGCCGGCCAAGAAGUGGUGGGAGUUCAAGCAGGGCUCUGUGAAGAAUUGGGUUGAGUUCAAGAAAGAGUUCCUGCAGUACAGCGAGGGCACACUGUCCCGGGAGGCCAUCCAGCGGGAGCUGGACCUGCCGCAGAAGCAGGGGGAGCCGCUGGACCAGUUCCUGUGGCGCAAGCGGGACCUGUACCAGACGCUCUAUGUGGACGCCGAGGAGGAGGAGAUCAUCCAGUACGUGGUGGGCACCCUGCAGCCCAAGCUCAAGCGCUUCUUGCGCCAUCCACUGCCCAAGACCCUGGAGCAGCUCAUCCAGAGGGGCAUGGAAGUACAGGACGGCCUGGAGCAGACGGCCGAGCCCACGGGCCCCCGCCUCCCCACGGAGGACGAGGCCGAGGCGCUCACGCCAGCCCUCACCAGCGAGUCUGUCACCAGUGACCGGACCCAGCCCGAAUAGAGGCCAGCCCGGGCCCCAGCCUGCCCACCACACCCCGCCUGUGGCCUUUGCCAACCAGGACUGUCGAGCCGGGCUGACUCCUGCACAGGGGAGCCCCGCAUCCUCACCUGGCUGGGCACCCGCCCUCAGCCUCCCAGCCUGACUCACACAGACACAUGUCAUCCAGCUGUGGGCAGUACCCCCCAAACAGCGAAGGGCCCCUGCCCUGUCAUCCUCCCUCUGUGUCUGUCUUUCCCGGUCUCUGGCCCCAUCCUGCACACUCUCUGGCCACCCCAGGACCUCCCAGCUUUGGUAUUCUGCUCAACCGCCCGGGCCCCCUGGGCACUCAGAAAUCAAAUGUCCAGAUGGCCCAGGCCAGUGAGCCCCGAGCCCAGGGGACACCCCAGAGCAGAAGCUAAGACAGCAGCAACACCACGGGAACCUUGGCUUUGGGGCGCCGCCUUCCCCUGGCAGUUGCUGUGCAGCCGGCUGGCACUCUUGCCGCCGCCCAGGGCAGCCGGCCAGCCUCAGGCAGCGAGGCUCCCUCCUGCUGCGGAAAGCCAGAGCCUCAGGAGCGACUGACCGCUGCGGCAGCAGCACUGCGACGGCAGCAGCAGACCUGGCGUCCUGGUGCCUCCUGGCCCCUCAGCACUAGUGAUUCACCGCAGCCUGGAAAAGGAUCCGCUGGGCUCGAUGACUCACCCGCAGCCGGGGGAGGGUCCCACAGGGCCUGAGUCCUCAAACUCAGCUGAGGAGCCAGGAGAGUGACGACAGGUCUCAACGCUCGCGCUCCCACAGAGCCUUCCCUGCCAUGCCUGGCAUGCCCCUCCCUCUCCUCCUGCAAGCUGCCCGCCCGAGGAGACGCUGAGGUCAGCAGAGGGGCCGCAGAGAGGGUGGGCCCGGCAGAGAGCUGGUGAUGAAGACGGGCCAGUGUGAGGGCCAGGGCCUGCCUCUAGGCCUGCCCCGCUGACCACCAGCCUGCCCGCCCCCACGGCCGCUGUGGCUGGAGGUGGGGUCUGCUACCUCGGGCCGGUCUCGCUCCAGCCCAGGAACCCUUGCCCACCGCACGGCGGCCAUCCUCUCUUGCCAGAGCUUUCCAGGAGCUCUGAGGCUGAGGCUCCAGCCCCAGCCCCUGCCCGCAGCCCCAGGCCCAGCCCCAGGAGAUCCCAGAAGCCUUGCACCUGGGGCUUAGGCAGGCCCCGCCAUAGCCGGGGCCCAGACCCCCACCUGGGGGACCCCCAGCGCCCUGGUGCUGGCCGGCCACUCGUGUCUGCAGCCCGAGGAGGCCCUGGCCGGGGGUUCUCCUUUCUGCCUGUCCAGUGGGGGUUUCCAGAUUCAGGGGACUGAUGGCUGCAGGUGACUCUGUCAGUUCCUCCAUCCUGCACUCCUGCCGGCCCCCCCCCCCCCCAGAUUUUAUUUUUGCACAUAAGCCAUAACCCAUACUCAUAGGCUGGCAUAGGCUGCAGGGAGGCCCUGGGGUCCUCAAGAGGGUGUGACUGGUCUCCCCCCCCCGCCCCGUCCCCAGCGGGUCAGGCCUUCAGUGUCGGACCAGGCUGUGUGUACCCCUGUCACCUUACCUGAAGACAGACUCUUUUGUAAGAUUUUGUUAAUAAAA